GCUGAUGCUCUUUGCUGUCGGAUCACAGAUUGCUGGCACAGUGGAGGUGCCUAUGGAGUUGAUGAUUAAUGUAAUCGACCAGAAUGACAACCGCCCUGAAUUCACUCAGAACAUCUUCCGGGGGAAUGUGCCUGAAGGGGUACCACCAGCUACGUCUGUGAUGACCAUAAGUGCUACAGAUGCUGAUGACCCUGAAACUGACAAUGCUAAGCUUGGGUACUCCAUUGUGAGCCAGGAACCAAAAUUACCAUAUCCAGAAAUGUUUACAGUCAACAAAGAAACUGGCGUCAUCAGCACAUUGGCAGCAGGGCUCGACAGAGAGGCUAUUGAGGAAUACACCCUCAUCCUUCAGGUUGCAGAUAUGAAUGGAGAAGGUUUGACCAAUACAGCAACUGCAAUUAUCUCAGUCACUGAUGGAAAUGAUAAUGCACCCCAAUUUGAUCCAACCUCAUAUGAAGGGAGUGCACCAGAAAAUAAAGUUGGUCAUGAAAUAGUCCGGCUAAUUGUGACAGACAAGGACGUCCCACACUCAUCAGCAUGGGUAGCCGUAUACAGCAUACUAAAAGGGAAUGAAGGAGGCUUCUUCAACAUAACAACCGACAGCGAAAGUAAUCAAGGAAUUCUGAAAACUGUGAAGGAAUUGGACUUUGAAACUACAAGCAAGUAUACUCUUAUUGUAAUCGUUAAGAAUCAAGCACCCUUCUCAAUUCCUAAUCUUUCGACGUCAACUUCAACCAUCACCGUAUCCGUUACUGAUGUGAAUGAAUCACCAAUUUUUACUCCUACAGAAUAUCGUGUUGACAUUCUAGAGAACCUGACCAUGGGGCAAAUGGUGGCAUUCUACCCAGCCAAAGAUCCAGAUACAGCACAAAAACAAACCGUAACAUAUGAAAUUGGCAGUGAUCCAGCAAGCUGGCUGGAGAUUAACACUGAAACUGGAAUAAUUAAGUCAAAGGCACAACUGGACCGAGAAUCAGAUUUUGUGGAAAAUGAUAUAUACAAAGCACUUGUUUUAGCUAAAGAUGAUGGAAUCCCUAAAGCUAUAGGUACUGGGACCCUGCUGCUGAAGCUUAUAGAUGUAAACGACAACGCUCCUGAGCCAGAUCAACGCAGCUUUAUAAUAUGCAAUGAGAAUCCAUAUCCGGUAUCGCUUAAUAUCAUAGACAAAGAUUUGCCACCACACACCCACCCUUUUAAAGCCAAACUUAUGAUGAAUUCUGAGAAAAACUGGACAGCAGUGGUGCAAGAUAACCAAGUGUCCCUUAAUAUGACACGGACGUUAGAGCCCGACACGCACAAGAUUUAUCUGCAACUUGAAGAUAACGGAAGCAAAACGCAAACAACCGUUGUCACAGCAACCGUCUGUCAAUGCGUUGGACAAGAUGUCAAUUGUGAAUCAAGGAUUUUUAAUGCUGGUGUUGGCCUGCCUACUAUACUGGCAAUCCUGGGAGGCAUUUUGGCAUUGCUAAUUCUGCUGCUGGUACUACUGUUGUUUGCAAGGAGAAAGAAGACCAAGAAGGAGCCAUUGCUUCCUGAAGAUGACACUCGAGACAAUGUUUUUUACUAUGAUGAGGAGGGCGGUGGAGAGGAAGACCAGGAAUUUGACCUGAGUCAGCUACACAGAGGACUAGACAACAGACCUGAAGUGACUCGCAAUGAUGUCAUCCCAGUACUUAUGCCGGCACCGCAGUACCGCCCACGCCCAGCCAAUCCGGACGAGAUUGGAGACUUCAUAAAUGAGAACCUGAAGGCUGCUGACAAUGACCCUACUGCUCCACCGUACGACUCUCUCCUGGUGUUCGACUAUGAAGGGACUGGCUCAGAGGUCGGUUCACUCAGCUCCUUAAACUCAUCCAGUUCAGGGGAACAUGACUACGAGUAUCUGAAUGAGUGGGGUCCCCGCUUUAAAAAGCUUGCUGACAUGUACGGAGGUGAUGAUGACUAAUCUGCUGCCACGUGUGGAACCACUAGUGUGACCUCCCCCAUGUGGACAAUUUGUAUGUAAACAAGCGCAUCUUUAUGCAUCUGUUUUGGGAUGGGAGCUCAUGGCGUUACUGAUGUUAAUCCCAUUCACCUCCAAAAUGUGGUUAAUUUAUAGAAUGUUCUGGCUAUCAAGAUACUACUGCAGCCUGACUGUAGGGACAAAGUUGUCUGUAUUAUAAAAAAAAAAUGGAGUUAUUACCAAAGACUUUACUUUAUUGAUUAUAAUUUAAAAUUGAACUUU
Molecule: messenger RNA, 2224 nt
Organism: Protopterus annectens (West African lungfish)
Lineage: Eukaryota; Metazoa; Chordata; Ceratodontiformes; Protopteridae
Product: B-cadherin-like
Exons: 11
Coding region: 5-1945 (646 amino acids)
Biological process (GO): homophilic cell-cell adhesion; multicellular organism development; calcium-dependent cell-cell adhesion
Cellular component (GO): plasma membrane; adherens junction; catenin complex
Molecular function (GO): cadherin binding; calcium ion binding
Source: RefSeq, a predicted model, not a curated record